This is a messenger RNA of Nicotiana tabacum (common tobacco), 923 nucleotides long. Its product is annotated as germin-like protein subfamily 1 member 17. The record is from RefSeq and is a predicted model, not a curated record. Gene Ontology annotation, molecular function: manganese ion binding. Lineage: Eukaryota; Viridiplantae; Streptophyta; Magnoliopsida; Solanales; Solanaceae.
UUGUCACAAAUCAACAACGGAAAAAGAUCAUUUGAAUAGUUUCAUAAGAUAGUUUCUAGUAGAAAUGGCUCUCAAAGUAUUGAUAUUAACCAUUGCAACAAUGGCUGUGUUAUUUUCAAUGAGCCAUGCAUUUGAUCCUAGUCCUUUGCAGGAUAUUUGUGUUGCUGUUGAUGACUCCAUGGCUGCUGUUUUUGUGAACGGAAAAAUUUGCAAGGAUCCAAAGCAGGUUAUGGCAAAUGAUUUCUUUAAAUCGGGUCUAAACAUACCUGGAAAUACCUCAAAUCAACUUGGAUCUGCUGUAACUGCUGUGAACGUAGGCAACUUACCUGGACUCAACACUCUGGGCAUUUCAUUAGCGCGCAUCGAUUAUGCACCAUAUGGUCUCAACCCACCUCAUACACACCCCCGAGGAACUGAGAUUCUAGCUGUUCUUGAGGGUACACUAUACGUUGGCUUUGUCCUUUCAAACCCUGGUCCAAAUAUGAAGAACAAGCUCUUUACCAAGAUUUUAAAUCCUGGAGAUGUGUUCGUUUUCCCAAUAGGUCUCAUUCAUUUUCAAUUUAAUGUGGGAAAGACUAAGGCUGUUGCAUUUGCUGGACUCAGUAGUCAAAAUCCAGGAGUCAUCACUAUCGCGAAUGCAGUAUUUGGUUCAGACCCACCAAUCAAUCCUGAUGUUCUUACGAAAGCAUUCCAACUUGACAAGAAAGUUGUGGAUUACCUCCAAUCACAAUUCUGGUGGGAUAACAACUAAAAGAAUAGUAGCAAACUAUUAAUCUACAAAUAGUUAUGGUUAUGUGAACUACUUGUGUCACAUAAAUAGGUAAUGUUUCCGACUGGUUUUCCUCUCCAUUUUAGUGUGGUGUAUUGGAUGAGGAUAUGUUAUGGCUCGUUAUGGAAUAAAAAUAAGUUUACUGUUUGUUAUA